This is a messenger RNA of Podarcis lilfordi (Lilford's wall lizard), 159 nucleotides long. Lineage: Eukaryota; Metazoa; Chordata; Lepidosauria; Squamata; Lacertidae. The record is from the annotation of a GenBank genome assembly.
AUGUCAGUGUUCGUGAUUUUAAAGGUAAAAGUCCUAAUUGAUAUUAGAGAAUACUGGAUGGAUCAAGAAGGUGAGAUGAAACCUGGCAGAAAAGGUAUCUCUCUAAAUCCAGAACAGUGGAGCCAGCUGAAGGAACAGAUUACUGAUAUUGAUGAAGCA